GCCGUGUGAAGAUAUCUGUUGCGGUCGACCCCCCUAGAUUGACGUCCCCCUGCCGGUGCCCUAGCCCAGCGCAGACCGAGCCAUACAGUUGCGACGUUGCGACGCUGUUCCAUUUCGCACUGACUGCAUAAUUGGCGAUCCGAGCGGUCUUCGAAGUAACGUAGGACACCUAAGUAGAUCGUACUUGUUCAGAGGAAUGGCUGUUUGUGUUGCUGUAAUUGCUAAAGAGAAUUAUCCACUCUACAUAAGGACGAUACCAACAGAGAAUGAGCUGAAAUUUCACUACACUGUCCAUACAUGUCUAGAUGUGAUAGAGGAAAAGGUAUCAUCGGUAGGAAAGAGCAGCAAUGACUUGCGAGAGCUCUACCUGGGUCUCCUGUAUCCCACGGAAGACUACAAGGUCUAUGGCUACGUAACCAACACAAAAGUCAAGUUUGUCAUCGUGGUAGAGUCCUCUAACACUCAGAUGAGGGACAAUGAAAUCAGGAAUAUGUUCAAGACGUUACACAACGCUUAUGUAGACAUGCUGUGCAAUCCAUUCUAUACUCCCGGAGAGAACGUAAAAUCGAAAGCUUUUGACAACACAGUGAACCAGAUGAUGAUACAAGAUUGAAAUGUUUCAG
Messenger RNA from Strongylocentrotus purpuratus (purple sea urchin), 623 nucleotides. It is a transcript of the gene trappc2l, whose product is annotated as trafficking protein particle complex subunit 2-like protein. Bases 197 to 613 code for a protein of 138 amino acids. Lineage: Eukaryota; Metazoa; Echinodermata; Echinoidea; Camarodonta; Strongylocentrotidae. The record is from RefSeq and is a predicted model, not a curated record. Gene Ontology annotation, biological process: endoplasmic reticulum to Golgi vesicle-mediated transport. Gene Ontology annotation, cellular component: nucleus; cytoplasm; TRAPP complex. The transcript is spliced from 4 exons.